This is a messenger RNA of Daucus carota subsp. sativus, 546 nucleotides long. RefSeq lists its product as uncharacterized. The transcript has a single exon. The coding region runs from base 1 to 546 and encodes 181 amino acids. Lineage: Eukaryota; Viridiplantae; Streptophyta; Magnoliopsida; Apiales; Apiaceae. The record is from RefSeq and is a predicted model, not a curated record.
AUGACAAGCUACAAUUCUGACUAUGCUUCUCCAACUUCAGUGCUUGUUACACCUCAUCUACAGACGAUACACUCGGGAAAAGAAGUAAAAGAAGAAACGGUACAAGAAAAACGGCUAAAUUCGACUGAUUGUAUCGGUUCCAAUUUAGAUACAUGCCAUGUAAGUGAAAAUAUACAUAAAAGGUACAAGAAAAAUGUUGUCGGAGGAAGAAAAAAGUUGAGUAGUAUGAGUAAGAGUUUAUCAGACCUGGAAUUUGAAGAGUUAAAAGGGUUUAUGGAUUUAGGGUUUGUUUUCUCGGAAGAAGAUAGGGAUUCAAGUUUGGUUGAUAUUAUUCCGGGAUUACAUAGACUAGGUCAGGAAAAUAGUGAAGAAAAUGAUGAACAUGUAGUUACAAGACCUUAUCUUUCUGAAGCAUGGGAAGUUAUGGAUGAAGAAAAAAGGAUGUAUGCAUUGAAUAAUUGGAGAGUUCCUGCAGCUGAAGAUGAGAUACACAUGAAAGAUAGUCUCAAACGGUGGGCACAUACUGUGGCAUCUGCUGUUAGAUGA